AUGUCAUUUCGUAAUGGCACUUACCGCAGCGAGACGAAACCUUGCAACUUGCUCCAGCUCGACAAGGCUGCCGACGAGGAAACAGCAGAAUUGGCCAACGCUAGGUAUACUCGUACUUCCACGGUAACAGUGGUGACUUGUCCAAUCUCAACAUAUACCCUCGAGACAGGCAUUUCCUCGAAUUUGCCAAGCACCACAGGCACAUGCGUUAGCGCUACGAUCUGUCCGGGAUGCCAGGGACAGCGAUAUGUGAACGGGAAUGGUGCCAGCUACCAAGUCCAGUGCGAUCGGACUUUCAGCGGCAAGGUCAUUGCCGACAAUACCAACGUGGACAUGGUGCAGAAGAGGUCCAUUCGACCUUCCAUUCAGGCGUGUCUCGCCAGCUGCGAUACCACCGACGACUGCGUAGCUGCUGUCCUCACGGGAGAAACGUGUACUCUGUAUUCGUCCAUUGAUGGCAUUGCCCAAUUUGCAGGAGCCCAAGCCGGAGUCAGAUCUGCUUAUGCUGCAACCAAUUCCAUCAUCUUGAGUUCGAUACUGAGCCGCCCAAGUAGCUCAUCGUCGGCCACGCCGUUUUCGGAUCAGCUCUCCAACUACAUUUCCAGCCAACUGUCGGAAAACUCCCCUGUCUCCACCAGUGUAGAUACCAUUGUCUAUAUCACCACGUCGGCGACUUCCUCCUCUUCGGCUUUUAGCAGCGCAGUUGACUCCUACUCCAGUCAGCUUUCAGAGUACUUGUCCAGUCAACUGUCUGCGAAUUCUCCACAAUCGACCAGCCCAGACACAAUUGUCUACAUUACUUCGACUACAACUUCCGCGAGUUCAAGCACUCGGACGAUAGCUUCUAGCCCGACGCCGUCAUCUGAUGCAAGUAUCUCAAGCAACUCAGGGCUUUCGACCUUUACUUCUUCGAGACCAGACCCAGCACAAUCUAGCCCCGCCGGCUCAACAUCAACCACAUCGACCUUACGCUCCACGUCCAACCUGGCCACCUCUUCAUCAGCGAGCAGCAGCUCCACUGCCUUUUCCGGAUCCUCCUCUUUGUCACUUUCAAGCGCAUCAGGAACUUCCGGAAUAUUGUCUUCCUCGAGGACAUCCACGGCGACAAGUUCCACCACUGUAUCAUCCUCAUCAGUAUCUACUCAAAGUCCAAGCAGCAGUAGCCCCAGCCAGUCCUCAAGCUCAGCUAGAAGCUCUUCUAGCAGCUCUCCACCUUCCUCGCCUACCUCUAGUUCUUCAAGUGCUUCUACUUCUGUCAAUCGCUCCUCAACUACUUUGAGUACAACCUCCAGCUCCAGCGGCCUCCCCUCAACGUCUACCUCAUUAACUAGCUCUCUUCGAAGCACUUCAACUAGCUCGUCCACAAGCCUUUCUGCAUCCACCAUCCAAACCUCGAGUUUCUUGAGCAUCACCUCAGCGACAGGUCCAACACCGGUUCCCAACAAUGGCAAACGUGGUCUUUGCUACAACCAGGCAAAUCUGACGAUGCCCUUUUCCCUGUCCGGCCAGAACUCUCGUGUCUCCUGGGCCUACAAUUGGUACUAUCAAGCAUGUCCUAAUGGGCAAACAACAUGCGGCUACAAUCCAGCUAUACAACAUAUUCCACUCCUAUACAGCAACUCUCCGGGCUUGCUCGAUGCCUGGCCCACAGCAGCCCAAAGCGCCAUCAACGCAGGCACGCCUGCUCUCAUGUCAUUCAACGAACCAGACGUUUGUUACGAUGGCUCCGCCUGCAUGAGUGUCAACGCAUCAGUCAGCACGUACCUGCAGUACAUGCAACCGUUCGCGGGUCGAGCACAACUAGGCGCACCCGCCGUCACCAACGCCGGCUCGCCCUCCGGCCUCACCUACCUGGAAUGGUUCCUGGGCAACUGCACCGGCUGCACCGUCGACUUCAUCAACAUCCACUGGUACUCGAACAAGUUCGCCGGCGCCUCCUACUUCGAGUACUUUGUCAACCAGACCCGAGCCAUCGCCCAGGGCCGCCCCAUCUGGGUCACCGAGUUCGCCCUCAACAACGAAAACCCCUACACCCAGGCCGAGCUGCAGGCCUUCCUCCGCCAGGUCAUGCCGUGGAUGGACCAGCAGCCGGAUGUCGCGCGUUACGCCUACUUUAUGGCCGCGCCGGGCAUCCUGAUCAAUUCCGCCGGCUCCGAUCUCAGCGGCACCGGCGUCGUGUAUAAUAAUUUCACCAACGCCACCCUCCAGCCGGAUCUGUUCUGA
Messenger RNA from Endocarpon pusillum Z07020, 2223 nucleotides. RefSeq lists its product as uncharacterized. Gene Ontology annotation, cellular component: fungal-type cell wall. Gene Ontology annotation, biological process: fungal-type cell wall polysaccharide metabolic process. NCBI's taxonomy places the organism in Eukaryota, Fungi, Ascomycota, Eurotiomycetes, Verrucariales, Verrucariaceae. The record is from RefSeq and is a predicted model, not a curated record. Bases 1 to 2223 code for a protein of 740 amino acids. The transcript has 2 exons.